This is a messenger RNA of Penicillium digitatum Pd1, 1488 nucleotides long. RefSeq names its product Guanine-nucleotide dissociation stimulator CDC25. Gene Ontology annotation, biological process: small GTPase-mediated signal transduction. Lineage: Eukaryota; Fungi; Ascomycota; Eurotiomycetes; Eurotiales; Aspergillaceae. The record is from RefSeq and is a predicted model, not a curated record. Gene Ontology annotation, molecular function: guanyl-nucleotide exchange factor activity.
AUGACGAUGCCUCCCCCCUCCUUGGUGCCCGAUGGCUCUGCCCGCCAGAAGCCUUCCAACAGCCUGGGAACUGGGAUCAGUGCCCCGGUUGUUAAUAUGCCCAGACUUUACGGCCUUAGACUGGGGGCUUCCUACCCGUCAAUCUUCCAUCUCAACUUGGAGAUCCCCGCCUUUUCCGUGCCGUAUCGUUGGUGGGAAGACGAGGCGACAACUGUGUUAUGGGCAUUCGACAUCCAAGAAAUUCGCCGUGUGAUUCAAUUCGGACUUUUUCGCGACGAAAAUUUCCCGAGGAAUUCUCUGAGCGCUCGGACGGUGUACACCGUUGACAGGUUUUUGGUCGCGCUAGCCAAGCCCCAUGAGUAUCAGCUCCUUGGGAACCUCUCACACAUACAGAGAGUGGAGGAGAUCCUUCGCCGGUCGAGUAUAUCUCCGUUCCAGCCGAUCCCCUGGAUUUGGCUCCCGCCACAAUCAAGCCCUACUCUAGAUGCGCGGGAAAUUGCUGCUGCGAUUGAGGCCGAAAGUCAUUUCCACUUCAAGCAAAUCGCCUUUGAAGAGUUUGUACGUGCUGCUCUCGGAUACAAGGCUAUCUUCGUCGAGUGGUUUUUGCAACAGCAUGCGACUCUUUAUAUCAUUCUCCAGGACCAUCUGAGCGUCUACGUGGAAGACAUUCCGCUAUACAUAGAAGUGGAAAAGCACCUACGGUCGCGGAGUCCAUUCGCACACCGAGCGCUGGUCCAGUGCCUUCUGGCUGUGCGACGUGGCGGGAGUCGUGACAUGUCUAAGCCCAACACCGCUGGGUUUGAAUUUAUCGCAGGCCCUAUUCAGGCCUUGUUCAGGGACCAGCCAGGAAGGCUUACUGCCAUGCUCAAGAUUUUGAGCGUCUUGGCAUUUCGAUUUCGCCGACAGUAUAUUCAUGCUCCUACCAUGGAUUGGAAGACUCCAUUUGAUACCUCUACUUUUUUCCUAGACGAUUAUCUCGAGUCGACCUCUCCAAAAGACUUGGCUCGCAGCAUGAGAGGCCUCGAUGAGCACAAUUUUGCCGAGUUGACCCGACAACGCUCAAUACCAGAGGAUGAUGUCAUGAGACAAUUGGUGGCUCAUUGGCACACACUAAGCAUUUCGAUUUGGGAAUGCUGCACUGCACUUCCGGACCUGAUUCCGUAUCUGCAAGAAUGUGCACAGUCCCUCAUCACAACACGUAAUUAUAAUUCUCUCGCGGCUAUCAUCAAAGGCCUGCACACUUAUACAAUUUGGACAUCAUGCCCUGCCAGCGCAGGCAGCGUUCAAGGAAACGCGAUUACACUCGAGACUCUGAUUCCACGGGAAAUCAUCUCUCUCAUGAGCCCGGCUGAUGACUUUGCCGCCUAUCAUCAGUACUACCAGAAGUUUCCGGGACUUCCCUUCCUAAUCGCUCACACCCGCCAUCACAAAAGAAACGGCGAAUCUGUGCUUCAGCCGGUGUUUCAGUAUCUGCAAAGCACCAAAUGA